AAAAGUGCAUUAAUUGCGUAUCUCUAUCUAAGUUUUGACCAUAAAAGAACAAUUGGACCAUUCACUUCAUUUCUCUACUCGCUUCUCACCGUCGAUGGUAAAAAUAAAAUCAUCAACGAUUCCCGUGAUCCCCUCCACCGUUACAAUCGUGUGCCCCUACCUACACUACCCCCAAAUGCAAUUCAACUUUUUAAAGGCGCCAACACUUCAACCGAAUCAGUUUGUUCAGUUAAAGCUCUCUCUCUCUCUAUAUUGAGCCCUGUUCUUCCUCUUCGCAUGAAAACACGAUGCGAGAGAGAUCAUAAUCGAAGCCGAAACCAUUUUCCCAUCAUCAUAAUCAGCAGCAAUGUCUUUCGCUCUGAUCGAAGCCUGCAAGAAGCGUAAACGGUUGCCGAAGUUUUUCAGGUUCAACUCGUUCGGCGACCCUGGUGUUGUUCCAAUUGCACCUUCGGGUCCCUUUCGCGAUAACGUUCGCGUUUUCCUUCAAAAUGCUGGCGAACUCGAAGGUUACACUGUCUCCGGGAACCCCUUAUGGUGCAUCCUUCUCAUCCACGACAACUCAAACGCUAUGGCUCCUCUUUACACCAUCGAAGAACACGUCGACCACUCUUCCCACCCCUUCUGCGAUCACUGCCGCUGCGUAGGUUGGAGUGGACAUUUUGUACCAAAGAGAAGGUAUCAUUUUAUAAUCCCCAUGGACAAUGGGUGGCAUAAACCCUUAGAUGAAGAUUCAAUAGACAAUCAGAAGCAUCUGUUGCAUGGAGUGAUUCAUUGCAAUGGGUAUGGGCAUUUGCUUUGUGUCAAUGGCAUUGAAGGAGGCUCCAAGAUUCUUAGUGGCAGAGAGAUCAUCGAUCUUUGGGAUAGGAUAUGCACAAACCUCCGAGCGAGGAAAAUUGCUGUGGAAGAUGUUUCUUGUAAGAGGUCUAUGGAUCUUCGCUUACUUCAUGGAGUUGCUUAUGGACACUCCUGGUUUGGUAGGUGGGGUUAUAGGUUUUGCCGUGGAAGCUCUGGAGUGAGAGAGCGAGAAUACAAUGAAGCAAUGACAAUGCUUGGUUCCUUGGGGCUUGACAUGAUUGUAAAAGAUUUGAGCGAGACAAAGUACAAGACAGAAAUCCAGCAAAUUAUUCGGUGCUAUAGAGAUAUGAGUGAGACUCAUAUUAUCUCACUCAGGGAUCUUCUAAGGUUUAUGCUUACUGUCAAGUCUUCUCGUGCUCCUGUGCCUAAGAUAACAGACACUUAUUCUGCUGCUUCUGAUUCUACUUCUUCAGCGUUAACCUCAAGAAAUUCAACCAAACACACACUUCCAAACAGAUCAAAUUCCAUGAAGGAAAAAUCUGUGAGGUACAAGAAGUUCAGUAGUGCAGUGACUAACAUGGAUAGCAGAUGGCCCACAAGGAGACUAGAGUUUGCAGCUCAAGUGAUUGUGGAUGCACUGAAAGAGAACAAGACUGUGAAACUAGGCUCAGGUGGGAUGACAAGGCAAGAUGUGAGAGAUGCAGCUAGACUACACAUUGGGGACACAGGCUUACUUGACUAUGUGCUUAAGUCACUCAACAAUGUGAUUAUUGGAAACUACGUUGUUCGUCGCAUGGUGAAUCCAUCAACUAGAAUCCUAGAGUACACUAUUCAUGAUCUUGGCAAGGGGUCCAAAGCCCCUGAAGAGAACAAGCCUGAGGUGAUGGCUCAUGCAGAUCAACAAGCAGUAGAGUCAUCUUGGAUGCUUGGUAAUGAUGUGUACAGUGAUGCAUUGUUUUUGUACAAGAAUGUGCUAUUGGGUUACCCUGAUUCGGAAGCUGUUGACACAGCAGUUCAGACAAUUCUAGACAGCAGAUACUUUGUGAAGGAGUGGCCAGUGAGGGAUGAAAUGAAGGAGCAGGUAUUGACAUUCAUUUGCCGCUUGCAACCAAAUUUUGUGGACAAAAAACAUGAGCUGAAGGGUCUAGCAUGUGGUGAAGUUGUGGUGGUUCCACUGCAUGCAACAGUUGGGGACUUGAAGAGAGCUGCUGAGGCUGCUCUGAGGGACACUUACUGCAUUGCAGAGAGGCUUAUAGUGACAGACAUUAAGGAACUCAUGGAUGUGAGUGAUGAGGAAGUGUUGUUUGGACUAAUCCAAUCUGGUGUGGAACUUUGUGUGAGGGGAAUUGCUAUUGAUUUAUUGACCCCUUUGAAGUAUCAGGGUGAAUCUGAGUCUGCUGAUAACUGGAAGGUGAGGUGUGAGUGUGGAGCUCAAGAUGAUGAUGGGGAGAGAAUGGUGGCUUGUGACAUUUGUGAAGUGUGGCAGCACACUCGGUGCUAUGGCAUUGAUGAUUCUGAGACAGUGCCACCACUGUUUGUGUGCACUGGUUGCUGUGACUCAGUACUAGUACCUUCUUCAAGGACUGAAUCAGCAGCCUUUGGUGUGGAUUCUGCUGAUUCUUUUCUCCUUUCAGAAGACCCCACUACCCUUUUACUAGAUUACGAGUAUGGAUACUAAAAUGCUUGAAUAUACUGUGUUGU
Glycine soja is the source of this 2496-nucleotide messenger RNA. RefSeq names its product PHD finger protein MALE MEIOCYTE DEATH 1-like. The record is from RefSeq and is a predicted model, not a curated record. The transcript has 3 exons. Lineage: Eukaryota; Viridiplantae; Streptophyta; Magnoliopsida; Fabales; Fabaceae. The coding region runs from base 347 to 2473 and encodes 708 amino acids.